AUGAGCUCUGACGCAAAGCGCCAGCGUGCCGUUUGCGAAAGUACGUUGCAGAAAUUCACGGCCGUAAUGACCGUGAAGCUCGAGCUGCUCUGCGCUCAGACCCAAACACUGAAAAAUUUAACAGAAACCGCUGACGACGCGACGGUCGCCCGCGAACAUGAUAAAACGCUGACCACCGUCCAGCAGCUGCAUAGCGAUAUCGAACAUGUGAAGCGAUUUGCCGAGCUGCAGAACGAGUCAAAUUCAGUCAUGUUCGAACGCUGUUUUGAAUCGUUGCUGGAGCAAGUUCGAGAUUCGGUGCUCAUCUGUUACCAAGCGUACAACUCUUUGAAGGUCAGCCGGAAUCACCGUACGUCACCUUGA
Messenger RNA from Soboliphyme baturini, 363 nucleotides. The record is from the annotation of a GenBank genome assembly. Lineage: Eukaryota; Metazoa; Nematoda; Enoplea; Dioctophymatida; Soboliphymatidae.